AAAUCGCAACUCGUUCGUAGCAAGAAGUUGUGUCUUCAUCGUCGAAGCGAAAGAAAAGCGCCCGGUGGUUUUGACCCUUGCUAGCUCCAGGUAAUUGCUCCGCUCAAUUCUUCAAAAGAAACAAACAGCUUCCGGUGUGUGCACUAUUUCCUCCCAGUAUUCUGGGACAGAAGGAGAAAGAUACGCAAGGGGUUACAGUAUAGGAGAAAACGCAAAGCUUAGCCCCGAGAGGGUGGUUGAUGGUGAUGUGAUCGGUGGAAUGGAGAGAAGACGAAAAAAUCUUACGUACAUCUUUGUUGUGUCGCCCAUUUUCUAUGGGGCAGGCCUCGUAGUGUUGCAGACCAUGAUCCUGUGCUAUUGCGAGUGUCGAUAGAUGAAGCGGUGGUGCAGGUGCGGCGGGCUACUCCAUGCGUGGCCUGGCCGACCCUCUUUGACAGCUACCCCGUGUGUCCCGGGUCUUCCUUGUGGGAUGAGGAAAAGAAAAAUUACAUAAUUUGUGCACUGCGGGAACGGAAUGGGGAGCUUAAGCGUGUGACCUUGCUGUGGGCCGUUCCAAAAGUGGUUCCGUAUGUAAACGCCAUCAUUUGGAAGCACCCAGCGGAUGCUAUGUUGGUUCAUUUUUUAACAUUAAAAAUGAUUCUAGUUGUUGCUAUGGUUAUGUAAGUUGCCUUGAGCUGAGCUGUUGUGGGGCACCAAAACAUCGAUUCGGCAAAAAAACAGGUGGAAAAGUCUUUUGAAAGGGAUAUUCUCUGUCGCGGUGGGAUCUUUCUCUAGCUUGGGGGAUACAACAUUUCAGCGGCCAACAGGAAAAAAUGGUUUUAAAGCAAAUAUUUAGGAUGGAAUGGGCGCAGAGAGAGAGCUCAACAACGCUACACACGCCAGUCCAGGCGUCCCAAUGGAACUGCUACCGUCGUCGAACGCUGGUCUCGUCUCUUGAAACGUCGCGUUAAUCCUGGUGUGUGCCUGCAUCCAGCAUGUCCAAGCACAGUGCGCACAUCGCAUCGUUUUUACACCCACGAAAAUAGAGGCGAGAAACGCAUAGCCCGUGCCGGGGUGGUGGGUGAAAAGGGCCACUAGGAAAAGAAUGGGUCCUUUAAACCCGCCCCUUCCUCCCUCCAUAAGUUGCAUGUGCCGCGCAAAAAUGCAACGCUCGGACGCGCGCUCCCUAUUGUUCUACGACUCUAGAUCUGAAAAUCCCGAGAGCAACCGGCCAAAUAAAGCACGCCGCGAGCAGUAAACAAAGCGCGGGCCUAAUAAGAACAGGAGACAGAGAGCAAGCGAACAGAGCGGGAUCUAAGAACACGAGCCCCCCUCCGUCGUUCCUUCAGACCGAAAGGAUCGCCGCACUACGCGCUCAAAGGCCGGCCGGGGUGUACAACGUUCCCGAGACAACACCAACCAAGAGCCAGUGUUGGGGUGUAAGAGCCAGCACCUGCAACACAAGCAAGCAAAGAGAUUCCGUCCCUUCCAACCCGAUGCCGGAGGAAGACGAAGAAAUGACCCCCGGAGGUGGGGGUAAUGGUGCCGACGGUAGCAACGAGCAUCAGCAACUCGCCCAGAAACAUGGCAGCCGCAGUGCAGCAGACCGUAGUAGCUAUUAUUCGAGCUCCGGAAGCCGGGACCGUACCGACAGUCGUUACGAUGACGAUCAUUACCAUCGGUCCGGGCGAGAUCGCGAUCGGGACCGAAGCCACCGUGAGCAGCGGGAUCAUCGCGACCGGAACCGUGAUCGUGACCACCGUGAUCAUCAUCGGGAGCAUGGUGGCCGGUAUCGGGAACAUUACCGUGAUCGGGAUGAUUAUCGGGAACGCCGCGAUAGACGUAGUCGGUCGCGUUCGAAAGAAUCACGGUCGCGGGAUCGUGAUCGGCACCGGUCGCAGCGCGGCGACGAUCGUGACACGCGUGAUGCUUCCCGUUCAGAGCGCACCACCGUACAGGAUCGUCUAUCGGCGGAAAUUGAGCAAGAGCUGGCAAAUCUGCGCCGGCAGCACGAUCUGAAGGAAGCGUUAAAGAAGCUAAAUCACGACGCGGGAGACGACAAGCAGAAAGCUUCCUCCCACAGUGAGGCAGACAGCCCGGAUGAAUCGAAACCCGCGCGUCGGCGUGAUAUACCGCUCGUCCCAGCUGCACAUUCCAGACACUUUGGAAAACAGAGCACAUCCAGCUUUUUGCCAACAAAUUCCUCCACCCAACCAGUGGAAUAUGUGCCGGAAAUUCAAACCGAAGCGGAGCGGAUCGAGUUUCAGCGCAAAAUGCAGGAAAAGCUGCAGCAGCACCUAGCCGCCGAGGGUAAACUGUAUCCGCCGCCAGCGAAACCACAGCGUGAUGCGCCGGCUCCGGUGGCGAUGACCGGGUUCGCUAACGACGGAUCAUUCCUGGAAAUGUUUAAAAAGCUUCAACAGCAGCAGGCUGCUGCCACCGGAACCGGUACAGUGGUCGCACCGAUGUUACACCCAGCAGCAGCAACCGUUGGGAUCGCUGCCCCUGCUGCUGCUGCUGCUACUACUACUGCUGCUGCUGCUGCUGGCGUUACACCGAUGAUGGUUCCAGUCGCCGUGCCAAGAAUGCCAAUAGCAGCCGUACAGAAACCAGGCACGUUCAAAAUCGGUUCCAGCACUGUACCCGGAACGGCAGCCGGCGUAACGCAGAUCGUGAAACCAUCUGCAAUAGAGAAAGAACCACCGCCACCACCGUUGCCCGUCUUUGGGCGGAGGCGUGGCGGUAAGAUUCUCAAGACGGGACUCGUGAAGAAGGUUCGCCCGAUCGAAGAAUCCACAGCGGAAACGCCAAACGAUGCCUGGACGCUGUAUCUGCAGGAGGUGAAGAAGUACAAGAGUGCUUCCUGCGAUGCGGACUCGAAAACGCGUCCCCUGGUCAAAUAAGCAUGAGUCGCGGGAUGGGCAGGACGUUGGGACGAGCAGUGUAUUAGUUGCUUUUUUCUGUUCGGUCUGUGUUUGUGUGUUGUGUCCCUAGAGCAAGGAGAACCAUAUUUUUGGGGAGGACUAUUUUAUUUAUAACAAAUAUGGGUGUGAUAAGUAUUUUUCGUCUUGCAGUUGCAGUUUUGACUUUACUAGCUACUCCAUUGCGCCAAGCGAGUGCAGUGAAGUGUGAGAUACUACUGGGAAACAGAUUCCAAUUGCUGUUUUUUCUUGCUCUUAGAUCUGUAUAUAAUAAGUUAUCUAAGAUACUGUAUUUCAACUAUCCUAUCAGCAAUGGGAGGGUGGGCUUUCACUAUUUACGCCCACCUGGAAUGCUAUCGUUUUCCGGUGAUAGAUGAAAGUGAUAGUUUGCACUUUAUGAAAACAGUAUAAAGAGGAGAGUUCGAUUUUGGGAUAGGAAAUAGAGCGCACACGGUUGUUUAAACCCCCCCCUCUGUAUCCUCCCUGCUUUCUGGGAGGCUUAUACAAACAAAAACAAACCAAAAGCUUGACGAUAUUUUCUCUGGAA
This is a messenger RNA of Anopheles stephensi (Asian malaria mosquito), 3447 nucleotides long. Its product is annotated as mRNA cap guanine-N7 methyltransferase. NCBI's taxonomy places the organism in Eukaryota, Metazoa, Arthropoda, Insecta, Diptera, Culicidae. Gene Ontology annotation, molecular function: 5'-3' exonuclease activity; 3'-5' exonuclease activity. The transcript has 3 exons. The record is from RefSeq and is a predicted model, not a curated record. Bases 1476 to 2882 code for a protein of 468 amino acids.